AAUAACAAUAAUCACGACAUUUAACACAAUUCAUCCACUAAAGGGACAGAAAUAAGCCAACUGUAAAAUUAAUUCACGCAGUGUAUUUACACACAGCGCGGCUCUGAUCUCGCGAGAUCUGGCGGAGCGACGUGAACUCCUGUGAGAAGUGGAGCAGUGUUGCCAAGUCCUCGUUUUCCCCGCGGCAUCGGGUUACUCCGACGUCUUUGCCCGAGUUGUGUUUCACGCCCGACUCUAACAACGCGACGUUUUCUAGCGAUUCUUCGUAUCGGGAAAACAUCGACUCGGUUUGCUCUGUGGCCAUCUAGCGGCCAUAAAGAUAAACGACUCGCUCAGCGUCUGACGUCACGGAUCACGUGUUCGUGGCAAAAACGAAUCGAGCUCCGCUUCGGCGUGAAAUGUGUUGCUCUUUGCUGCAAGCUCCGAAGCUUUGGUGUCGAACGUAACGUCGCUAUUAUCAUCAUCAUCCCCUGCGAUGCGAACGUCGCCGGGGGGAGCUCGCCCAGAAACGCGCGGUUUGCCCCCAGAACGAGUUUUUCACCGGGGGAGCCGGGUUUGAGCAGCGGCGGGGAGGGUUUCGUCGCGGGAACCUGGCAACCCUGGAGCGGAGCCCUACGCUCGGUUAUUUGUGUUAUCGGAGCGCGCGCGCUGCGGGUUUCAGGGGGUGUGCGAGCGAGCGAGAGCGUCGCGAGCCACAGCGGAGGCAGGCGAGCGAGGCGGACCCGGCGAACAUGGCAUCCGGCGAGACGCUGUACAUCGAGGCGGACGGCUCGGAGAUGCCCGCGGAGAUCGUGGAGCUGCACGAGAUCGAGGUGGAGACCAUCGAGACCACGGUGAUCGGCGGCGACGACGACGACGACGACGAGCAGCAGCCCAUGAUCGCGCUCCAGCCGCUGGUCACGGACGACCCGAGCCAGCUCCACCAGCACCAGGAGGUGAUCCUGGUCCAGACCCGCGAGGAGGUGGUCGGCGGCGACGAGUCGGAGCUCCGCGGGGAGGACGGCUUCGAGGAGCGGAUCCUCAUCCCGGUGCCCGCGGAGGAGCACUACAUCGGGCAGACGCUGCUCACGGUCGCGGGGAAGAGCUCCGCGGGGCGGCUGGGGAAGAGAGCGGCGUCGGGGGGCAAGAAAGCGGGCAAGAAGAGCUACCUGAGCGCGGCGGAGGCCUGUGGGAGGAAAUGGGAGCAGAAGCAGGUGCAGAUCAAGACUCUGGAGGGCGAGUUCUCCGUCACGAUGUGGGCUUCGGAUGACAAGAAGGACAUCGAUCACGAGACGGUGGUGGAGGAGCAGAUCAUCGGGGAAAACUCUCCUCCGGACUUUUCGGAGUACAUGACGGGAAAGAAGCUCCCGCCGGGCGGAAUCCCGGGGAUCGAUCUGUCAGACCCGAAGCAGCUGGCGGAGUUCGCCAGCCCCUUCAGUCACAGCGGAGCUGGUUUUGCUCGUAGUCCCGUCCGAAUGAAGCCGAGGAAGAUCAAGGAAGACGACGCUCCUCGGACGAUAGCCUGCCCGCACAAAGGCUGCAGUAAAAUGUUCAGGGAUAAUUCAGCCAUGAGGAAGCACCUGCACACUCACGGCCCGCGGGUCCACGUCUGCGCCGAGUGCGGCAAGGCCUUCGUGGAGAGCUCCAAACUCAAGCGGCAUCAGCUGGUUCACACCGGAGAGAAACCCUUCCAGUGCACGUUCGAGGGCUGCGGGAAGCGCUUCUCCCUGGACUUUAACCUUCGGACACACGUCCGGAUCCACACCGGAGACCGGCCCUACGUCUGCCCCUUCGACGGCUGCAAUAAAAAGUUUGCUCAGUCCACCAACCUCAAAUCACACAUCCUGACACACGCCAAAGCCAAGAACAACCCCUGACAGGUAUCAGACUCCUUCACGGAUGAUGCUUUUUACCACAGAGACCAACCGGAACGCUUCAUUCUUUUCCACGUUUACUUCGGCCUCUCGCCUCUUCAUACACAUAUAGCUUUUAAUUUUCUAUUUCUCCAAGUGUGCAUAUUGUACACUGAUUUUGGGGUGUGCUUCAGGAUCAUGCUGUUAGUUGUUGUGACCUGCUGGACGCUGUGGGUCGUGUUGAUCUGCUUUCUUCACCGGUUGCUUUCGUCCUCUCUCUCGAGUCGCACCACGCUGAACCGCAGUGUUAACUGUCGUUUUUUCUUUGUUAGAAUGUAUCGUAAAGGUCUGAACCAUGAGCUAUCCUUUGUUAAUAUUUACACCUCACCUGUAUUUCAGCAAACUACAAUUAAAGAGGGAAAAAUC
Molecule: messenger RNA, 2258 nt
Organism: Puntigrus tetrazona (Sumatra barb)
Lineage: Eukaryota; Metazoa; Chordata; Actinopteri; Cypriniformes; Cyprinidae
Gene: yy1b
Product: YY1 transcription factor b
Exons: 6
Coding region: 732-1856 (374 amino acids)
Biological process (GO): regulation of transcription by RNA polymerase II
Cellular component (GO): transcription regulator complex; PcG protein complex
Molecular function (GO): DNA-binding transcription factor activity, RNA polymerase II-specific; RNA polymerase II cis-regulatory region sequence-specific DNA binding
Source: RefSeq, a predicted model, not a curated record